AUGUCUUUCAACGACACUACGACAGACUCCUCAACCGGAGCAAUUGACCCAAGCCUAAACUCGGAUACACUUGCCGAGUCUACCAAGAACAAGUCGAAGCCGUGUUCAUGCGGUACGACACCCGAGCCUGCGACAACCGAACAAAUCGACCCUUCCAAGAUCUCCUUUCCCACAGAAAGACAACCAUAUUGGAAAAAUCCGGGCGUGAUACAUCUCCCCAACGGUGGGUGGCACAUCAAGAAGGGCAAGUACCUGUUGUAUCCUGAUGGAAGGAUUGAGAGAUGA
Molecule: messenger RNA, 285 nt
Organism: Parastagonospora nodorum SN15
Lineage: Eukaryota; Fungi; Ascomycota; Dothideomycetes; Pleosporales; Phaeosphaeriaceae
Exons: 2
Coding region: 1-285 (94 amino acids)
Source: RefSeq, a predicted model, not a curated record